Phalaenopsis equestris is the source of this 1065-nucleotide messenger RNA. RefSeq lists its product as uncharacterized. The record is from RefSeq and is a predicted model, not a curated record. Lineage: Eukaryota; Viridiplantae; Streptophyta; Magnoliopsida; Asparagales; Orchidaceae. The transcript has 3 exons. Bases 85 to 546 code for a protein of 153 amino acids. Gene Ontology annotation, cellular component: plasma membrane.
CCCAUAUUCCGCUUGCAUUCUGUCCACCUUGACCGCAUCAGAAUAGAUACAUCUUCUGGAAGAGGAGUUUUUCUUCAAGCAUCAAUGGCGUCUUUGUUGUUUGUUACCCAAAAUUUCAAUAAGUUUGGGAUCAGAUACAGCUCCUCAAACUUUGGGAUUUUCUACGAUAGAAAUCUUGUUGGUGUCGUUGAGGUCCCAGGAUUCUACCAGCCACCUAAUGGCACUAAUGUGACGGUCAUCGUGCAUAUUCUGGUGAAGAGAUUUAGCAUCGGUAGAUUUAUAAAUGCGAAGACUGACGACAAGGGUAGCAACUCUUCUAACGGCACUGGAAUUGAAGUACGGAUAGUUGGUCGGGUUCGAGCGAGAAUUCAUGUUAAUAACUUCUCAUUUCCAGUGAUGAAGGUUAAUGUCGACUGCAGCAUAAAAGCAGAUUUUGGAGCAGAGACGUUUAGCAAGGGUCUAAAGUUCAUGAAGCCUAACAAGGAUUUGGUUCUAACUAAAUUCCCUCAUUUAUAUCAGAAGUGUUCAUUCGCGCUGUGUUUGUAAUAUAAUCUAACCUCGCUCACAAGCUGUACAAUUACAAAAAGAUUCGAGAAAAUCCGACGGAGCUAUCAUCAUGCAAAUUAACUCCGAAGAUGUUAUAUCAGACUAUCAAAAUGAGCAAUAUAUUCCAUUUCUCACUAUGAAGAUCGCAUUUUUCUCAUCAUCACUGGACAAAUAAUGGAAAAGGAUGCAACAAUCUGAUAAGAACUACUGCAAUAAAAAUGCAUCCAAGCAGUAAACAGAAUCACAGAAAAUUGUGAUCUUUGCUGAGUAAGGUUUGCCUUCAAGCCCAUCCUAGGCCAUGGCUAACUUUAAUAUGUUUUCUGGAUACUUGAAUCAAAAAAUAUCCCGUGGAUCACACCCACGAACUAGAGAUAAAAGGAAAAGAAGGAGAGAAAGAGAGAGUGCACAAUAACACUAGUUCUCACAGUAUAAAUUUAGUAGUCAUCUCUUGAAGAAAGGAUAUAUCACAGAAGUAUCUAGUAAUGAUAUAUGUUUAUUUAUGUUCUUAUAGGGAUGUUG